AUGCGUGACAACCAAACAUCCGCGGCGCGGACCCCAGCUGAGCCAGGGCUGGAAAGGGCGAGAGGAGGGAGAAAGCACAAGGCCAGGCGCCAGGGCCAAGCCAAGAAGAAGCGCUCGGGCCCGCUCAACCUUGAGCUCGUUGCUUCGGAAAGCUCAUCCGAACGCAGGCCAGGGCAGACAGAUGCUCAGCCGCAGCCUUGGGCGUCGAAAGGAGAGCUUACACCUGAGCUAAGUUAUGCUUCGGCUGGCUCGAUCGUCAUGCCCUCCCCAGCAGUCACUGGUAUCGGUCUGUUUCCGACUGCCGUCUUCUGCGUCUUUCACAAGCCCCGUAAAGCACAAAGAGCUGCACCUUCAGCUUUCCACUUUUCGGCAGCCACUGCAACCACCACACCCGCUCUGUUCGCAGUCAUCGGCCCAUCCGAGCACGCAGCUUCCUCGACCUCGGCGUCGUCGGUGACCCUCUCCCGAAUCUUGGCUGAUCUGACAUCAAGGUCAACCGAUACCCCCGAUCUCAUCACGCCUUCGAUCUAA
Molecule: messenger RNA, 531 nt
Organism: Moesziomyces antarcticus
Lineage: Eukaryota; Fungi; Basidiomycota; Ustilaginomycetes; Ustilaginales; Ustilaginaceae
Exons: 3
Coding region: 1-531 (176 amino acids)
Source: RefSeq, a predicted model, not a curated record